Adelges cooleyi (spruce gall adelgid) is the source of this 1651-nucleotide messenger RNA. RefSeq names its product apyrase-like. The transcript is spliced from 4 exons. NCBI's taxonomy places the organism in Eukaryota, Metazoa, Arthropoda, Insecta, Hemiptera, Adelgidae. Gene Ontology annotation, molecular function: UDP phosphatase activity; calcium ion binding; GDP phosphatase activity. Bases 349 to 1587 code for a protein of 412 amino acids. The record is from RefSeq and is a predicted model, not a curated record. Gene Ontology annotation, biological process: proteoglycan biosynthetic process.
AUACGUGCCAAUGAAAUAAGAAAAAAAAAAAUGUUUUCGAAGACAUUAAAAACUUUUUUUUUAUACACGAAUCCUAGGCUGUAGACAAUUAUAUUAUGUAUAUAUGUAUAUAUUUAAAUAAAUAAUAACCGCGAAUGAUAAGCCGAGUGCCCACGAAAUUAAUAUUUACCCAUUCAAUCUUAAAGUAGUAUACGUAUUUCGUUUACAUUAUUUUAUUUUUAGUACAUGUAUUAUGUUAUCUAGUAUAAUUUGUUGUUAUAAUCCUUGUAAAUUUACAACAUUGUUAAUAUUAAUUUUAUACACGUCUAGUCAUGUAGACAAUGCUAGUUAUUGACUUAUUGGAUUAUAAUGUCAAACGCAGAAGAACAUUAUUUACAAAUUGAAGAAAAUGGUGUAAACGUCGCUAAGAACCGCUCGAACAUGUUGAAAGAACUCCGUCAAUCUUUGAGUACAACUCAUGCCUGUCGAAUUUCAAAUUCCACUAUUCGAUUUCAAACUCAUUUCAUUAUUAUUGUCCUACUGGUCGGCAUUCUUUUUCUGGCGACGCUCUACAAUAUUGGACGUUCAGCUCCUAAACUCGUCAGUUAUGGUUUAAGCCGUCCGGCCGAGCAUUUUAUGUUAAAAGAAAUUAAAUCCAAGUAUCCAUUAACAUCGCCUAUAUUUAUAGACAAUGUCGGUUUAAAAUAUCGUAUAGCUAUGAUUAGUGAUCUGGACAAAGCUUCCAAAAGCCCUAACGAGAAUAAUAUGUGGCAUAGUUUUUAUAAAAAAGGAUACCUUACGUGGUAUGCAAAUAACAGCACAAUUGAUAUAAAUUGGGAUAAUGAUGAACCAACCCUUUUAAAAUCGUCCAUAUCAAUGGGUGGUCGAGGAAUGGAACUCUCUGAACUAGUAACAUUCAAUAAUAAAAUAUAUACAUUCGAUGAUCGAACUGGAAUAGUUUAUAAUAUUGGCGAGGAUGAUUCAAUUCUACCUUGGAUAAUACUCAUGGAUGGAAACGGAAAUCAUUUUAAAGGUUAUAAAAGUGAAUGGGCAACUGAACACAACUCUGAUUUAUACGUUGGAAGUAUGGGCAAAGAAUGGACGUCGUCAAAAGGCGAUUACAUCAACAAUAACCCGAUGUGGAUCAAAAUUAUCAAUAAGUUUGGACAAGUAACUCACGUCAACUGGACUGAAAAUUAUGUUGCACUAAGAAAAGCAGUGAAUAUAUACUAUCCAGGGUACAUGAUACACGAGUCAUGUGUAUGGAGCGAAGUGCAUAAGAGAUGGUUUUUUCUACCGAGACGGAGUUCUGCACACCAAUAUAAUGAGGAGACUGAUGAGCAUAUGGCCACAAAUUUUUUACUGUCAGCAAAUGAUAAUUUUAGUGUUAUUAAAGUAGUCACUGUUGGCGAAAGAGUUCCAACCCACGGAUUUUCCAGUUUCAAGUUUUUACCCGGAACCCAUGAUAGAAUAAUUGUAGCUAUUAAAUCGGAAGAGCUCGGUUCUAAAACUGCUACUUAUAUAACGGCCUUCAAUAUUGACGGGACAAUUAUAUUACCAGAAAUGAAAGUAGCUAAUCAUAAGUAUGAAGGUUUUGAAUUCAUAUGACCCACAUCAAAACAACUGUAUUACUUUUGUUAUCAAAAUAUUAAAAACAUUGUUAAAUUAUUAA